CUCUUCAUCGCCCGCAACCGCCUCCCGCUCGACCUCGUCUGGGACGCAUUCUUCCGUGGCGACAAUGAGGGGAGGUUCUCCAUCUUCGUGCACUCGCGGCCAGGCUUCGUGCUCACCCGCGCCACCACCCGCUCCCGCUUCUUUUACAACCGGCAGGUCAACAACAGCGUCCAGGUGGAUUGGGGGGAGGCGAGCAUGAUCGAGGCCGAGCGCAUCCUUCUCAGCCAUGCACUCAAGGAUCCCUUCAAUGAGCGCUUCGUUUUUGUGUCCGACAGUUGUGUACCAUUGUACAAUUUCAACUACACUUAUGACUACAUAAUGUCUGCAUCAACCAGCUUUGUGGACAGUUUCGCCGAUACAAAACAGGGCAGGUACAAUCCACGAAUGGACCCAAUCAUCCCGGUGGAGAAUUGGAGAAAAGGCUCGCAGUGGGCUGUGCUGAUUAAAAAGCAUGCUGAAGUUGUGGUUUAUGAUGAUGUGGUGUUGCCAGAAUUCAAGAAGCAUUGCAGGAGAAGGCCCUUACCAGAGUUCUGGCGGGACUGGGAUAAACCUAUUCCUGCUGAGGCAUGGAAGGCACAUAACUGCAUACCAGAUGAGCACUAUGUUCAAACAUUGCUUGCACAAAAUGGGCUUGAAGAAGAGCUUACCCGGAGAUCAGUUACACAUAGCGCAUGGGAUCUAUCAUCUUCUAAAGAUCGUGAAAGGCGUGGAUGGCAUCCUGUAACAUACAAAGUCUCUGAUGCUACACCCGCACUUAUAAAAUCCAUUAAGGAUAUUGAUAAUAUAUAUUAUGAGACCGAAUAUAGAAGAGAGUGGUGCACAAGUAAUGAGAGACCAGCACCUUGCUUCCUCUUUGCAAGGAAGUUUACACGCGGAGCCGGUCUGAAGCUUCUUAACUCAUCAUUUAUAGCAGCAAGAUGAUGAGUAUAUAGUGCAGGGGACAUCUGCCAUGUAAAGGUUUUCUCCCUUACAAGCAGAAUACUGCCAGUUUGCAUAUACCUAAAGGAAAAGGGGUGGAGGUGACAGAAAAUAGCAGCGAUUUUUGGCGUGUGUUAGAUAUAAUUUGUUGUACUCUAGAGAGUACAAUAGGGUGUUGUAAAGAGAUAAACUUAUGCUUCAUAUAGCGCUAGGUUAGUACACAUGUUAGCUCACAGCUCAGCUCAGCAUUGUAACUGGAACCGUAAGCAACUAUCCACAGUUGGAUCUGGAAGAACCACUUAAGUUCUAUUCUUGAGAAAAUCCUUUCUGCAAAUUUAUGGAACCAGUUGCAUCUUGUGGCA
This is a messenger RNA of Triticum urartu, 1280 nucleotides long. NCBI's taxonomy places the organism in Eukaryota, Viridiplantae, Streptophyta, Magnoliopsida, Poales, Poaceae. The record is from RefSeq and is a predicted model, not a curated record.